UAUUGGUAUGUGUCUCCACACCCUGUUCCCUUUUUUAAAAAUACUCCAAGUUUCAAAUAAUCUUUCUCUUUCUUCUUUCUCUUUCUCUUUCUCUCUCACCAUAGCACAACAUCCAGAAUCACUCGCAAUAAACACACAAAAAACACUCGAGUGUGUAAUCUGAUCUCUGUUCUUUUACAUUCAUGUUUUCUUGCAGUUUACUUGAGUUUCUGUUUGUUCUUCUUCACUGAAAUCUUGAAAAAAGGGGAUCUGGGUGUUGUGCUAAAAUACCUUACUUUCCAUCUGGGUUUCCAAAGAUUUUGGGGAAAAACCCAAAAGACUUAAAGAUCCAACGAAAUCCCUCAUUAGGGUUCAUUUCCAUAAAUUCUUGAUUUAUAAAGCUUCAAUCUUUUCCCACGAAAUUGAUGGUUAAGUCAUCAGGUUAUAAAAUGAUAGGAACCAACGGUUUGUUCUUCCCGAUACUUGGAUUUGCGUCGAUUAUUGCUUUUAUUUUUCUGUCUUUCGGGGAUUUAUUGUCUGUAAAAUACAAAAACGAGAUCAGUUUGAGUUUUGUGGAGAGAAAUGGGACUAAUUUCGUUGUCGAUGAUCAAUUGUUUUACAUCAAUGGAUGGAAUUCGUAUUGGUUUAUGGACCAUGCUGUACACGAUCAUAGCCGCGCAAGAAUCAGAACAAUGCUUCAAGCCGCUGCUAAAAUGGGUUUGACUGUUUGUCGAACUUGGGCUUUUAAUGAUGGCGAUUAUAAUGCUCUUCAGAUUUCCCCUGGACAAUUUGAUGAAAGGGUAUUUCAGGCAUUGGAUUAUGUCAUUGCUGAAGCCCGAGAAGUUGGAAUAAGACUUCUAUUGAGUUUAGUCAAUAACUUGGAUGCUUAUGGUGGAAAGACUCAAUAUGUGAAAUGGGCAUGGGGUGAAGGUGUUGGCUUAAGCCCUUCUAAUGACUCAUUCUUCUAUGAUCCAUCCAUUCGCAUUUAUUUCAAAAAUUAUGUCAAGACUAUUUUAACAAGAAAGAACACAAUCACGGGAAUUGAAUAUAGAGACGAUCCGGUCAUCUUUGGCUGGGAAUUGAUCAAUGAACCCCGAUGCAUCACUGACCGCUCUGGUGACACGUUGCAAGAUUGGAUAGAAGAAAUGUCGACCUUCAUAAAAUCAAUCGACAAUAAACAUUUAUUAACAGUUGGUUUGGAAGGGUUUUAUGGUCCUAAGAGUCCGAAGAGAAAAAGAGAAAAUCCUGAAUUUUGGGCUGCUGAUAUGGGAGUUGAUUUUGUACGCAAUUCUGCACCCUCAACAAUCGAUUUUGCCUCUGUUCAUAUUUACCCUGAUCAAUGGUUUAAAAACAAAAGUCUAGAAGGAAAACUAAAAUUUGUAGCGGAUUGGAUGCACUCUCACAUCGAAGAUGGGGACAAAAUACUCAAAAAACCCGUAAUGUUUACAGAAUUCGGAUUAUCGGAUUUAAACAAAGGAUUUGACCCUUCACAAAGAGACGAAUUUUAUAAAAUUGUGUUUGAUGUUAUUUAUGAAUCCGCAAAGAAAAAAGGGGCGGGUGGAGGGUCGUUUGCAUGGCAAUUUUUGGUGGAAGGAAUGGAGGAUUUUAAUGAUGAUUUUGGAAUAGUUCCAUGGAAAAGAGCUUCAACUUAUCGGAUUAUAACCCGACAUACGUGUAGGUUAGCAAAGAUUCAUGGAGUUGGUAUGAUGAUAACACGAAAUAUGAAGAAUAUUUGUAAGGGUAAAUGGUGAAAGAAAGUUAAAACUUUGUGAUUUUGAUGGAAAUAAUUGAGUUUGGAGUUGUGAAGUUUGAGGGUUUAGUUUAAUAGGUAU
Molecule: messenger RNA, 1811 nt
Organism: Lactuca virosa
Lineage: Eukaryota; Viridiplantae; Streptophyta; Magnoliopsida; Asterales; Asteraceae
Source: the annotation of a GenBank genome assembly